AUGACCAGCUCCAUGGUAACCACACUGUGGCGCGAGAACACAACAGCUCUUAUCGUCGGUGUAGUUGUCGUCCCCUUGGCCGCUGUGCUGUAUAGCCUAGUUUCGUCGUACGCAAGCACGCGCCCUUACAGACACUUCCCCGUCGCGUCGACAGAUGGUCUCUCGCCCAAGGACAGCUGGUACCAAGCAGGCUCGAAGACAAUUGCAGCAGGUUUGGAAAACAAUGCCCCCUUCCAAGUCAUCACCGGCACCGGACCUCGGAUCGUGCUACCGAACCGCUACGCCGACGAGGUUGGGAGAUUGCCUAAUCUGAGUCUCAGUCAGGCGUUUCAGAAGGAUUACAUGAUCAAUCUGCCUGGCUUCGAACCGUUCGCGACUCUCAACCGCGAUGACCACUUCCUUCCCGAGAUUGUGCGCACCAAGUUGAACCAGUCGCUGGGGAUCAUAUCCCCGGACCUCGUGGAAGAAACGGCGCUGGCAGUCGAGGAACGGCUCGGGGACGACACAGAGGAGACCCACACUAUCGUCCUGCGCACCGAAAUCAACUACCUGGUCAAUCGCAUCAUAUCCAGAGUGUUCCUAGGUCCCACUCUGUGUCGCAAUGAGAGCUGGCUAGAACUCACCGAAAGGUAUAGCACCAAUGCCGUCGUCGCCAACAAGAUCCUCCGCAAGUCACCGCACUGGGCUCGCAGGUUCGUGAACUGGAUGCUGCCCUCGGGCCGCAAGGCUCGUCAGGACCUAAGGGACAUCUAUGCACUCCUCAUGCCAGAGGUAGAGAAGCGCAAGCAGCGGAUGAGAGAGGAGCUCGAAGCCGGAAGAAAACCUCCAAAGCAGGCCGAUUUCAUCGGAUGGAUGUACGAAACUGCCCGUGAGAGGCGCGAAGAUGUCGACUAUGUUGCGUCGCAGAUCGGCAUGAAUAUGGCAGCGAUGCAUGGGACCACUGAGGCCCUUUGUCAGGCCUUGGUUGAUGUCUGUGUCCGCCCGGAGGUGCUCAGCGCUUUGAGGAAGGAGAUCAUUGAGGUAAUUGGACCUAAGGGGUGGUCGAGUAAUGCGCGUCUGAAGAUGCGUCUCUUGGACAGCUUCCUGAAGGAAUCGAUGCGUAUUCAUCCUCACAACGAACUCGCUAUCAACCGAAAAGUCCUAGAGGAGACAAGACUAUCCGACGGGACAGUGCUUCCAAAGGACGCCAUCGUCGUGGUUGCAGCGGCCCACUUCGAUCCCACGGUAUACGACAACCCGAAUACGUUCGACGCCUACCGAUUUGUUCGUGAGGGCAACAAGGGGAACUCGCAGUUCACAUCGCAGCUGGUGGCAACCAACCCGAACUUCCUGGCUUUCGGACUUGGCAAACAACAGUGCCCUGGCCGCUUCUUCGUUGCAGAAAUGCUCAAGAUCACCAUGAGCUAUCUUCUCCUGAAGUUUGACUGGUCGCUUGUGGACGGACAGAUACCCGAGAGAAUCAAGUAUGAGACGAACAUAGUGUUUGACGGUGCGGCGAAAUUAGGGGUCCACAGGCGCAAGGAAGAAGUAGACGUCGGAAGAAGCGAAUUUUAA
This is a messenger RNA of Anthostomella pinea, 1554 nucleotides long. The record is from the annotation of a GenBank genome assembly. NCBI's taxonomy places the organism in Eukaryota, Fungi, Ascomycota, Sordariomycetes, Xylariales, Xylariaceae.